Notothenia coriiceps (black rockcod) is the source of this 1722-nucleotide messenger RNA. It is a transcript of the gene tigarb, whose product is annotated as TP53 induced glycolysis regulatory phosphatase b. The transcript has 6 exons. Gene Ontology annotation, molecular function: fructose-2,6-bisphosphate 2-phosphatase activity. Gene Ontology annotation, biological process: negative regulation of glycolytic process; regulation of pentose-phosphate shunt. NCBI's taxonomy places the organism in Eukaryota, Metazoa, Chordata, Actinopteri, Perciformes, Nototheniidae. The record is from RefSeq and is a predicted model, not a curated record. Gene Ontology annotation, cellular component: cytosol. Bases 58 to 870 code for a protein of 270 amino acids.
AUUACGUCACAUAUUUGCCGGUGGACUAACCCGGAUCUAACAGCAAGUGCGUUGAAAAUGUUUACACUCAGUUUAACCCUCGUGCGACAUGGGGAAACACAGUACAACAAGGAGAAGCUGCUGCAAGGUCAAGGCGUGGACACACCUCUGUCAGAAACAGGUGUGCAGCAGGCUGAGGCCGUAGGAAAAUACCUCGGAGACAUCGCAUUCAACUAUGUGUUUUCCAGUAACCUACAACGAGCCAUACAUACGGCUGAAAUAAUUAGGAGGAACAACACUCAUUGUUCUGGCACGGAGAUGGUUUUGGAUCCAUUACUCAGAGAGAGGGGUUUUGGUGUUGCUGAAGGUCACCCCAAAGAGCAUCUGAAGAACAUGGCAAACGCUGCCGGCCAGUCCUGUCGUGACUACACCCCCCCAGGAGGAGAGACUUUGGACCAGGUGAAGCUACGAUUCAAAAAGUUCCUCAAAGCCCUUUUCCAGCAAUUAUCGGAUGAACACGGCAGGGCGGGAGCACCUGAGGCUGCAAACGGGAUGGCAGCUGCUGCCUCGGAGCGGGCUCCUGGUGGCUCGGCUGAGGACGGGCUCCAGGAAGCGUCGGUCCACGCUCUGGUCGUGAGCCACGGAGCUUACAUCCGUGUGGCCAUCAAGCACCUCCUGGAGGACUUAAAAAGCUCUCUGCCUGCAGGGGCCAAGAUGUCCCAAGUGUUUUCUCCAUGUCCAAACACGGGCAUCAGUCGCUUCGUUUUCACCCUGAGCCCCUCCGAGUCGGGCCCCGUCCUCUCUGCUGCUCGCUGCUGCUUCACCAACAGGAAGGAGCACCUGGGGAACCUCACAGCUGCUGAAAAGUGUGGAGGGAAAGAGAUGGGAUAAAAGUUUUUUGUACGGCGUUGGUGUAUUGGUGUGCAGAUGUACAGAGUCUAUGAUGGGAACAAUCAUGAAUCAUGAACACUAAACCGAAAAAACAGGGAAAUACUUCAAGCAAUGCACACUGAGAAAUAAUGUGUUCUCAUUCAUGUGUGUGUAUAUAUAUAUAUAUAUAUAUAACGUUUUACUUAGAAUCAACGAUAAGUGUCCAGUACUGUAUUGUCAAACUGUUCCUUCAUCCUCCCAAGUGAGGCCAGUGAGAAUUUAAGUAUUCAAUAUAACUUUAUUGCCUCUUUUAUCAUGUUAUACCAAAGUCAGAACUAUUUAAUGUAAGUUUGAACACUCCGUGUGCGUGGCAUUUUUAAAUGUGAUGCGUAUCUUGUGAUGCUGCUGCUCAUUUCACUUGUGCAAUACAACAUGACAAACCUGAAUCUUUGUCGAGUCUGAUAAAUAAUACAGGAUGCACAUAUCACUCAAAUAUAUGAAAUCCGUCCAACUCUUUGUCGUUCAAUGGUUGUUUUUAGUCUUUCUAUUUUUAGAGUCCCUUUUUGAUCCCCUCUGAAUGCUUUGUGCUUCGCUGUCGGUCAUGGCCUCAAUAUUUCAAAGAAAAUCCAAUCUAUUUAUAUUAAUGCCAAAAGCUAACAUCUUAAAACUGAAGACUUGAAAUAAACCUAAAGGAACAACUAAUGCAUUACAGAAGAUGAAAUAGAGGAAAGUGGACUCUUUCUAGAUUGCUUUUUCAUUGUUAUUGUCAGUGGUGGAAGAAGAAUUCAGAUAUGUUACUUAAGUUAAAAUAGUACAAUAAGUAAAGGUCCUGCAUUCAAAGUCUGUAAAAGAAUAAAUAAAUUUGAACCAGUA